This is a messenger RNA of Mucor velutinosus, 1248 nucleotides long. RefSeq lists its product as uncharacterized. The record is from RefSeq and is a predicted model, not a curated record. The transcript is spliced from 4 exons. Bases 1 to 1248 code for a protein of 415 amino acids. NCBI's taxonomy places the organism in Eukaryota, Fungi, Mucoromycota, Mucoromycetes, Mucorales, Mucoraceae. Gene Ontology annotation, molecular function: O-acetyltransferase activity.
AUGGUUUCUUUAGCAUCACCAUCAGUUACAGUGCGAAGGGACAACGCUUCCAAUAUCAAGUAUGUGUAUAUAGCUGCACUAGUGGGCUGCAUUGUCCUCUGGAUCACUGUGUACAAAGCUCCCAGCUCCUUAAACCCGUCAAUGAAGAAUAUAGAAAAUCCAAAAUCGCCAGCACCGCAACAAGCUCCCAACAGCAAAACCAACACAAACCACACUACCGAAAGCAUGUGUACAUCAGAGACGUUCAACGAUGGAAAAUGGGUGUAUGACCCCGUUCAGCUAGAGGAGCCCUUUUCAGGAGCUGAUAUUGCUCGAGUAGCAGGCUAUCACUGCAUCAAGAAGUUUGCUCACAGAUGCUUUCGACGAGGCGGCGAUGAAAUAUUACGAGCCAAGAAAAUUAUGGAUUAUAGAUGGCAACCAAAUCAGUGUCAGAUGCUAGAAUUUAACACAAAGAAAUUGGCAGAUCACCUUACCGAUCAUCCAGUGCUGUUCGUUGGCGAUUCUAUUACACAGUUACAAUUUGAGAGUCUAGGAUGUUUGCUAGGAGAACACUUUCCUAAUCGACAUCCAGCUAAAUCUGAUUUGAACGGUGGCAACACAAAAAUCCGAGUCAACGAAAAGGCACCAGAAAACAGGGACACAGCAGCCAUGGCCUACAUCCGAUCUGAUUAUUUGCUUCGCUUGGAUGAUUUUAAGGUGAUCAGCCCCUUUGAGCCCGUAGGCACACAGUUGGGUCGUGGUGAGAAUUACCCUUGGGUGCAUGCCCUGUCAAAGUUCGACUAUAUCAUCAUCAACACAGGGCCUCACUGGCAUCCCAAUCUUCAAUGGGGACCUAAUACAAAUGAACAAGAAUUGUUGGAUGCAUUCAAGACAGCCAUGACAUCAGUCAUUGCUUACUUGGAUCAGCAUGUCAAGCCUCAUCAGAAAGUAUGGAUUCGAACCACACCUUAUGGCCAUGUUCAGUGCUCACAAUACAAAGAGCCCCAAGAGAACCCAUUAGCGCCGUCUGGUAAAACAGGCGAAUACGAAUGGCAUCUGUUCCACGAGUUUGAUAACAUUUGGAAAGAGCUAUUACACAGUCAAGAUGACCGAUUUGCUUUGUUUGACAUUGCCGACAUGUCAAAUAAGAGAGGCGAUGCUCAUUCAAAACCUGAUGCAGAUUGCUUGCAUACCUGUAUACCUGGCCCUGUCGAUGAAUGGAAUAGAUUACUCUACAAUGAAAUCAUGAGAAAGCAAAACGCAAAAUAA